Exserohilum turcica Et28A is the source of this 1170-nucleotide messenger RNA. RefSeq lists its product as uncharacterized. NCBI's taxonomy places the organism in Eukaryota, Fungi, Ascomycota, Dothideomycetes, Pleosporales, Pleosporaceae. Bases 10 to 1020 code for a protein of 336 amino acids. The transcript has a single exon. The record is from RefSeq and is a predicted model, not a curated record.
UCUUCCAACAUGGGCUGGCUGUGGAGUAGCAGCAGCAGCGCAGGCAGCCAAGACAACCUCGAUCCCUCUCUCCGCGAAUUCCUCACAAAGGAAGCCCCCACGGGCCCCAAGCCUCUACUACCAUCUGCGCCGCCCAAAGAGAAGCCUGCACAGGCACAAGCACCCACAUCGCCCUCGCCGCAAACCCAGGAACAGACCGAACCCCCGAAGCCCAGGGUCCCCCCGCAGUCUCAAUUCCAAGAUGGACGCUAUGCCCAUCUCUGGAAAAACUACACGCCCCAAGACGUCCUCAACGACCGUGGAAAGUCGGAGCAAGACCGGUUACGGGACCUAGUCGAUGCGUACAACGACCGCAAGGCCUCAAUUGGCCGAAUAGCAAUGGAGAACUGCGCGCUGGAGUACAUGGAGCAAUUCGAAUGCUUCCGACGGCCCAAGACAUGGUGGUCCAAGGGCACACUGUGCGCAGACGAGUCGCGCAAGUUCAACCGCUGCUACGAUCUGCAGUCCAAGUUUUUGAAGGCCCUGGGCUACAUGACCAUGGAUGCGCGCACCCCCGAGGAGGAUGAGCGCAUACAAAUGCACGCCGACAAGCUGUACCAGCGCAUGCUGCAGCAAGAGGCCGAAAUGGAAAAGGCAAAGGCAGAAGGCCGCCCAAUGCCCCAAUUCGAAAGCGUCUUGUCAAAAAGCAACAUUGCCCAAGCAAUGGGUGGCCCGUCCCCCACUACCAAGACUGUAUCUGCAGCAGAGCCUGGCAACCUGAGUAUUGCAGACGAAAAUGAAGUUUGGGCGCAAAUCAAGCCAGAAGCACGGAAAGAGUACGAGAAGAAGCUCGAGGCUCUGACGCCCGAGGAGCGCGAAAUCGAGAGGAUGGCCGUGGCUGGCGAGCUGAGAGCCCAGAACGGUGUCGCGAAACAGCUGGAGCAGACUUUCAUAGAAGAACGUGUGGCUCGUAUGAAGAGGAGAGAAGCUGGCCAAGCCACGUUUGGCGAUACCAUCAAGACAUUGUGGGGAUGGGGCUGAUGACAGCCAAUGCAAUGUACACGUACUUUAUGUUUUGAUAUCAUGUAACAUCACUCACGAUACAAAAGGUAGGACCGCAUUUGAAGCGGAUGAUUAGACUGUCACUCUUGCAUUGACAAAGACAUGAUGGACAAUGCAAGUUAGAAGAUC